AUGCCCGGAGCUGCACAUAUAACUGUUAACGAGAAGGAUGUCAUCAAAAUUGUCUUGGAAUUCCUGGAAACUCGAAGCUUGCAUAUUGCUCAGCUAGCACUGGAACGAGAGACUGGUAUAAUCAACGGUGAUUUCUCGGAUGAUGUCUUGUUCCUGCGACAGUUAGUGCUCGAUGGUCAGUGGGACAAUGCAUUAGAUUUUGUGGAACCUCUUCGUAAUUUACCGGAUUUUGAUCUGCGAACAUUUCGAUAUUAUAUCACAAAAUAUAAAUAUUUCGAGUUAUUAUGCAUCAAACAGGAGCCAGGUCCAAUGCAUGACAACGAUUUUACAGUUGAGGAGCUGGUGGAAUGUUUGAAGGAUCUAGAACAUAUAUGCCCUACGCCAGAAGACUUCCACGCCUUGUGCGCUUUACUCACUUUGCCUAAAUUAUCUGAUCACGUUGAUUUCAAAAACUGGAAUCCAAGCAGCGCUCGAGUGGAAUGCUUUCAAAAGAUCGAACCAAUGGUUACACCUUUACUACCUUCGACAGUAAGAAGUGUGGAUCAAGUACGAUCGCAUUCAUUGAACGAUCGUUUAAUGCAAUUGGUCGUGAAAGGAACAAUGUAUGAAGGUUGCGUGGAUUACUGUCAGGCGCAGGCUAUCAACGAUCAGAAAGGUAUUGAAAAGGGCGCAAUUCCAACAGCACUUCUGUCUGUCAAACCACGGUUAAUGAAUACGGAUUUAUCACUGAUAUCCUGGCUCGCAGCUAUUGGUCGUGAACAGUUUACAUUGCCUUUUGAACAGAAAGCUUUGGAUUUAAAAUUCGAUAAAGUGAAGCAAGUUUUAAAACCUAAAUUAGAAGCUCAAUGGACGGAACACAUCUUAGCAACACCAAUUAAACCUGGUGGUACAUUUCCACAUGCCUUGGUUCCAAACGUCAAGUUAAAGUGUGCUGAAAAAAUGAGCCGUUCUAUGGUACUACCAUCGAUGUCAUCAUCAGUUGCCGUUGGUGUUUCAUCUAGCACGCGAAGUUCUUUGCAUCCGAUGUCGUAUUCUACAAUGCCAUCAGUCGGUUUUUCAAUCCAGAGUAAUACGGAAGAGCAUCCGAAAGAGGUGAUGGUCCAGAGUCAGAUGAUUGAUGCAAUGUUCGAAUCAUCGGAACAUACCAGAAGUAGUCGACCCGGUAAACCAUGUGAUCAGUUGCCAUAUCCAAAUGCAGCACUGAUGCAAACAUCAAGUGUAAUGCAUAGCACGUUGCAACGCAAUCAGCAAGCCAUGAUAGCACAAAACAUGGGUUUUAGUCCACGGAUGAUGCACUCGAUGACACAAUUAUCCCUUUCAACAGACAAUAUGCUACGCCAUCAAUUGGAAGACAUGGCGCGACGUGGCCAGCGGAUCGGCUCGCUACCACCGGUACCUGAACUUUCUACACCCAGCGAAUGCUCCUUGGUGGAAUCAGCACGAAUUGAGAGUUCUCUGAAUAUUACCACUGCACUUGUCAACAACGAUUCAACGGCUGAACCUCCAUUAUCUUCGCUAUCAGCUUUCACGGGAGUAAAUAAUCCGAUGAAUACAUCUCUGUUCCAAGAAUUUUCAAAUCGGCAACUGCGUCAGCAAGGAAGGUUACAAUUUAUCUCGCCUUCUCAGUUCCCUCAGGUUGCUGAUUCAACUAAUCACGUGGCACGUAUCAGAGCAUCUGCGCCCAAUACGUCAGAGUCAUCCACGAUUGGUGGUGUGUCAUCAUCUGCAGCCGAUUAUGCUCCGCGAAAGACAAAUAGAGCUCCACUCACGCCAAGCAGGAUGUCAAAGAUAUUGCCUGUUUCGCCAGAAGCCAUGACGACUUCUGCGACUCACAUCGGACUUACCGAAUCGAAUCGAUCGCCUGUUCGAAGAAGCGCUAGUACUGUCGGUGUUCAAACUGCUGCUGCGGUUUCUCAGGUAGCUUGCUCAACAAGUGGACUUAGUGUGCAAUUUGUUCCAGUUUGCCGGUACGAAGAUGUACAAGCAAUACGGACCGUGGCAUUUCAUCCGACUGGUCGAUUUUUCGCACUGGGAACCAACUCGAAACAAAUGCUUAUCUGUAAAUAUCCUGACAUCAGGAAGUUCAGACCUGAAGAUGCUCCACGUCAUGUCGAGGUUAUGCUCUCAAGGCCGAAACAGCAUCGAGGAAGUGUGUAUUGCUUGGGAUUUAAUCCUACCGGUGAAUUACUUGCAACGGGUUCCAAUGAUAAAACGCUUCGUUUAAUGGCCUUUAACACUGAACAUUGCAAAAUUGGUGCAGAGACAGAGCUGAAUAUUCACGAUGGUACAGUGCGUGAUUUAAUUUUCAUGGAGAAUAAGAUGAAUCGAAGUACAAUAUUAGUUUCCGGUGGUGCUGGUAAUUGCCGCAUUCAUUUAACCGAUUGCACAACGGGUCAAUCAUUAAGCUCGUAUCACGGACAUACCGCUCCCAUUCUUGGCUUAUAUACAUGGUGUAACGGGUAUUUUGUUAGCUGCUCACAAGAUAAAACGAUACGAUUUUGGGAUCUAAGAGGCCCAGAAGCUGUAAACGUCAUUUCUCCGAACUGUAAAACAUCGAAUGCACCAGUGACAUCAGUUUGCGUGGAUCCAAGUGGAAAAUUACUAGUAUCCGGACACGAAGAUGCAUCAGUAAUGCUUUAUGAUAUUGUCGGUAGUAGAAUUGUGCAAAUUUACCGACCACAUGGUGACGAAGUUCGUACCGUACGCUUCAGUAACGCCGCAUACUAUCUUCUUAGCGGUUCAUAUGAUAAAAGAGUGGUUAUCACAGACAUGAGAGGUGAUUUGAUGACACCGCUUAUGUACCUCCCAGUCGCUGAACAUAAUGACAAGGUUAUACAGUGCAGAUGGCAUCCGCACGAUUUUUCAUUUCUGAGUACCAGCGCUGAUCGUACGGCCGUCUUAUGGUCGCUUCCGCCCCCACCUCAAUAUCAUUAA
Messenger RNA from Loa loa (African eye worm), 2934 nucleotides. RefSeq lists its product as hypothetical. Gene Ontology annotation, molecular function: protein binding. NCBI's taxonomy places the organism in Eukaryota, Metazoa, Nematoda, Chromadorea, Rhabditida, Onchocercidae. The record is from RefSeq and is a predicted model, not a curated record. The transcript has 17 exons. Bases 1 to 2934 code for a protein of 977 amino acids.